This is a messenger RNA of Myotis daubentonii (Daubenton's bat), 10297 nucleotides long. RefSeq names its product PWWP domain containing 2A (gene PWWP2A). The record is from RefSeq and is a predicted model, not a curated record. Gene Ontology annotation, cellular component: chromocenter; nucleus. Gene Ontology annotation, molecular function: chromatin binding. NCBI's taxonomy places the organism in Eukaryota, Metazoa, Chordata, Mammalia, Chiroptera, Vespertilionidae.
UGGCGCGGUGCCAAUAACGAGCAUCAGUUGAAGGGCGGGACGAAACUGUUCGCGGGAGGGAGGGGAAGGCCCAGGGAACCAAGCAGCGCUGCCGCCACCGCCGCUGCAACCGGAGUUGGAGGAGGGAGAAGCCAGGGAGAAAAUGGCGGCCGUGGCUGCAGAGGCGGCAGCGACUGCAGCGUCCCCCGGGGAGGGGGGCGCCGGCGAGGCCGAGCCGGAGAUGGAGCCCAUCCCCGGCAGCGAGGCCGGUACUGACACCCUCCCGGUCACGGCCACUGAAGCAUCCGUGCCGGACGGCGAGGCCGACGGGCAGCCGUCCGCUCCUCAGGCCGACGAGCCGCCGCUCUCGCCGCCGCGGGAGCUUGCUCGCAGCCCGGAGGCGGCGGGGCCGAAGCUGGAGGCUGAGGAGAAGCUGCCCGCUCAGGUGGUGGAGCCGGCGGCAGCCGCGCCUCAGGAAGGGCCCGACCUUCCCCCUUCCCCCGCGCCGCCGCCCGACCAGCCCCCGGCUCCCGAGGAGCGCCAGGAGCCGCCGCUGCCCCAGCCCGCAGCCCCGGCGCUGGUGCCGCCGGCGGGCGGGGACUCCGCGGUGUCGCAACUCAUCCCCGGCUCGGAGGUGCGGGUCACGCUGGACCACAUCAUUGAGGACGCGCUCGUCGUGUCGUUCCGCCUGGGGGAGAAGCUCUUCUCCGGGGUCCUCAUGGAUCUGUCCAAAAGAGACCAUGAAACCUAUGGUGCAAUAGCCCUACUUUUGGUGGGAAAAAUAUACAGCCAUUCUGGUGAAGCAGCACACAUUACCAGAAGAACACAGCUUGCACUAGUGACAGAUCUUGCAAGAAAGUUUGGGCCCCACGGGAUCCCUGUGACAGUAUUUCCCAAAAGGGAAUAUAAGGAUAAACCGGAAGCCAUGCAGCUCCAAAGUAAUACAUUCCAAGAAGGGACAGAAGUCAAGUGUGAAGUGAAUGGUGCUGUUCCCGACGACCCUUCUCCUGUCCCGCCACCUGAGCCGAGCUUGGCUGAAAACCUGUGGACUUCCAAACCACCACCACUCUUCCAUGAAGGAGCACCUUACCCUCCCCCUUUGUUUAUCAGGGACACGUAUAACCAAUCGAUACCUCAGCCACCUCCUCGGAAAAUUAAGCGACCCAAACGAAAAAUGUACAGGGAAGAAUCUACUUCAAUAAUGAAUGCUAUUAAACUACGACCCAGGCAAGUCCUGUGUGACAAAUGUAAAAACAGUGUUGUUGCUGAAAAAAAAGAAAUUAGAAAAGGUAGUAGUGCAAGUGACUCUUCUAAAUAUGAAGAUAGGAAACGGAGAAAUGAAAGCGUAACUACUGUGAACAAAAAACUGAAAGCUGACCAUAAAGUGGAUGGGAAAAACCAAAAUGAAAGCCAGAAAAGAAAUGCUGUGGUUAAGGUUUCAAAUAUUGCUCACAGCAGAGGUAGAGUAGUCAAAGUUCCUGCUCAGGCGAAUACAUCAAAAGCUCAGUUAAGUACUAAAAAAGUGCUCCAGAGUAAGAACAUGGAUCAUGCAAAAGCUCGGGAAGUGUUGAAAAUUGCCAAAGAAAAGGCACAAAAGAAGCAAAGUGAAACCUCUGCAUCCAGAAAUGCACAUUCAAAAGUCCAUUUCACACGUCGAUAUCAGAAUCCUAGCUCAGGUUCCCUUCCACCCCGGGUUCGUUUAAAACCACAGAGGUACAGGAAUGAAGAAAAUGACUCUUCUCUGAAGACGGGACUUGAGAAAAUGCGGAGCGGCAAGCUGGCACCCAAGCCCCAGUCUCGUUGCACCUCUACCCGCUCAGCAGGUGAGGCCCCUUCAGAAAAUCAGAGUCCCUCAAAAGGCCCUGAAGAGGCCAGCAGUGAGGUUCAGGACACAAAUGAAGUGCUUGUGCCUGGUGAGCAGGAACCACAGACACUGGGCAAAAAGGGCAGCAAAAGCAAUCUCUCUGUUUACAUGACCCUAAAUCAAAAGAAAUCUGACUCUUCCAGUGCUUCCGUGUGUAGCGUUGAUAGCACAGAUGAUUUGAAAUCCUCCAACUCUGAGUGUAGUUCUUCUGAAAGCUUUGAUUUUCCUCCAGGCAGUAUGCAUGCACCUUCCACCUCCUCCACAUCCUCUUCUUCAAAGGAAGAGAAAAAGCUCAGUAAUUCCUUGAAAAUGAAAGUCUUUUCCAAAAACGUCUCUAAAUGCGUCACACCAGAUGGCAGGACCAUAUGUGUAGGGGACAUUGUUUGGGCCAAGAUAUAUGGCUUCCCUUGGUGGCCAGCCCGUAUUCUUACUAUAACUGUGAGUCGGAAAGAUAACGGCCUCUUAGUUCGACAGGAGGCCCGUAUUUCAUGGUUCGGGUCUCCAACAACAUCUUUCCUUGCUCUAUCGCAACUGUCCCCCUUUUUAGAAAACUUCCAGUCACGCUUUAAUAAGAAGAGAAAGGGCCUGUAUCGCAAGGCUAUCACAGAGGCAGCUAAGGCUGCCAAGCAGCUGACCCCAGAAGUACGGGCUCUGUUGACACAAUUUGAAACGUGAACACGGACAGUAAGCACAAAGACAUUAGCAGGCUGCUGGUUUCGUGGACCUGUACCACAGUGACACAGAGAACACCAGAGCACCAGGAUUGAAUGAAAUUGGAGACUCAGAUUUUUAAAGCUGCACUAAGAAGUAAAUGUUCAGGCAGUGGUUAAAACCAACAGUCUCUAAAGGGCACCUGUAAAUUGUGCUAUAGUAAACCGAAGAAAAGGUCUUAGGGGAAUGUUUUCUAAAACAAACUAAACUAUUGCAAUAAAUUAUGCAUGAGAUGAGGAGAAAAGUGAUGUGAAAUACGCACACAAGAACUCAUUUUAUGUGCGAAGACAGUUCUUUUGAUUGUGAAGUUCUUAUCAGGAGUUUGGACAGACCUAAAAGGCAUGGGAUGAUGGCAGAAAUGUUGAAUUAUCUUUCAUACUAAAACUUUGUUCUUUCUCCAAGGUUUAUGUUACUCAGUUCAGAUAUGAGCAAAGGUAUUUCUAAAAUGACUCGCCUGUGAAACCAGUGGUCACAUGUGCUGAGGCCAGUGUUUCCCUUCAGGGUGCCCCUGGAAACGACAGGAAAGAUUUAACAUCAUCCUAAAAGGAUGGUAAGGUACCCCCACCCUACCCACCCUGAAAAUUUGGUCCUUUCUUUCAUAAAGCAGGGCUGUAUUACCUUAAUACAUAUUAAGAUGUAUUUAUUUGCCACCAGUAUUUUAACAUUUUGUGCGUUUUCAUAACCCCAUUCUUAACUUUUAAAUUCUGAGUCAGAGUAGAUAGGCUAGUGUUGAUCUCAGAGUGAUGUAUAUUCUGAGAUCUAGUUCUGAAAUCUACUGAGCUGAAAAGGCAUUUACUCUUCCUAUCAUUAUUAAUUUUAUUUAGAUCCGAAAAGGUGAAAAAUCUGAAUUCUGAUGUGGCGCUCUCCCCCCAGAGAGCUCCUCUUUCUGUGUAAGUGCAAGAAAUUCUUACAGGUGUCAGGUGGGGCUUGUGCCUGGGGAACUGGCAGCAGAAACAGACCCAUAAAAGAUGGUGUCAGGCUUUUCAUGAAUUCUUACCUUUGGAAAAUACGUAUUAUAAAAACCCUUAAUUUUUCUUUUUUAAUGAGCAGAGAUAACCAGAUUGACCUGUUAGUGCUACAUUUUUAAGGUAUUUUAUAUUUGAUGGUGCCGUACUUUUAAUAAUAAAUACUGAAGUUUUUUAGUGGCAAUACCAAUUUAUUUUUUAAACCUGAAAGAUAAUCCUUAUUACUUAAUACAAAAGAAAAAAAGCCAAAAAACAAUUCAUUUGAAGCAACAUAACUGAGCAUUUGGCUUAAGUGUUCAAACUUUCCAUAAUCUUACUGUAUAGGUUUGGAAUUACUUAACUCCACACUCAGGAUUAAUAAAAGGUUCUGGGGGAGUUUUAGAACAUUUAAUAUACCUGACUAAGGACUUGUUUCACAACUCAAAGAAGAAAAGGUAGGCACUCUCAUUUCUGUGAGUUGAAUACAAAUCCUAAUUACACUGUAAGUAAUUAAAAGUUGUGACUGCAUUCUAAAAUUGUCUUUUUUGGAAAGUAUUUAUCAUGAAGUCAUUAUACAUAUGAUGAAAUCUGAAAAAGCUCAGGAACUAUGCCAGCAGGGAGUCAAGAUUACAGGCCUCAGUGGCACCAGACUCUCUGCCCAUCUUGUCUUUAGCUGUAUUACCACCAGCAGUACCUUCCAAACUCCCUUCAAGAACCAGACAACUCAUGCCAUGUGAGUUGUAUAAACAAGAGUUUUAAGUAAGCUUUAGCAUUAUUUGUGCAGAGUGAUGGAAAUGAUAAAAGGCAAAAAAAUUGAGAGAUCAGGCUUUAAGGACCUAUUUUUUCUCAUGAUAAAUUCUCAAAAGGUGUUUUGUUAUAAACCAGAUUUUUCAUUUAAAAAAAAAAUGAAACUUGGUAUUUAAAAUCUAGGACAUACCAUGUUGCUAUUUCACUUUCAUUGCUUUAGUUGCUUAAUAUUUAAGCUAUGCUUCAUGCUACCUUUGUAUUUCAAAUCUUCAGAAGCCUAUUUCAUUUUGUAGACUUGAAUGACAAAUUUCUCAUCUAAAGUAUGCUGAGACAUAAAUGUUAAAAGAAUGUUGUGUAACAUCCAAUAAAGUCUUGAUAUUUUUAAAAAUUUAGUUAUUUAUAAACUAUUUACUUUCUAGGAGUUAGGUUUUAAAGGUUAUUGAAAUUCAACCGCUAGUUGUCCUUUAAGGAGCUGUUUUAAGUAGCAUUGCUUCCUUAGGAGAACCUAUAAGUUCUUAAUCACUGGAGGGAUUUUAUGGGACUUCUUUAUGUCUAAGGCUGGAGGAAUGUGAAUGAUGGAAACAAAUAUCUACUGGUGGGUUGUUUGUUUAAAGGACUCCUGCUCUUAUGGAUAAUUGGUUGCUUCUUUAAAAGCCCAGCACAUCCAAUGUGAAAGUGAGGUCAAGUGUUUGAUCAGAAACCACUCAGCUGUCAGGGAAAAAGUAGCCUCUUAAAACUUACCAGACAAUUGAAGUUUUUCUGCACUGACCCAAAAACUUAGGUCAGUGUUCUUCCCCCCCAUUUUGUGUAAAGCAAUCCUUUGGAAGGCUGCCAGUUUUUCCAGAGUAUACAUGGAGUCUUUAAUUGCAAACAUUCUCCCAUUUCAGCUUAUCUAAAUGAGUGUAGAAAGGAGGCCACUGGAAUCUGGUAAUAUCUUUUCUUCCUCAAGUUUCUCACUAAUGAUAAGAGAGGUAGAGAGAACCAGGGAAGAUAAAUAAGCCAUGAGCUCAGGAUCUGGAAGGCCUACACGAGAUCUCUCCCCCCUACCUCCAUACCAUGGUAUCCACCUGAUGGUGUCAUGACGUGUGCCAGUAUGUUUACAGACACAAUUCCUACCAGAUACAAGGAAUGAGGGAUGCAACCCAUGCAUACCCUUAGGAUCUUAUUCAUGCCCUGGAAUCGUGUGGACUGUACCAGCACCUCCCUGGGCAUGGUGGGUAUGUCACUGCAAAUAUGCACUGUGGCUAGAAGCCGUUUUACUGCUUUUAUAGCUCAUUUUUCUCUUUCAAGUAAUGAUGCCUCCCUCAGUAGUCAAAUAGAGCAUCCUGUGUUUUUAAAGCAUACUUUUCUCUAGUGGUGAGUGUCUUGCCAAAUCUCUGCUUAUUCACAAUGAAAUUUCAUGACCUAACAACACCUUUGCUUAGAUGUCAAGAAGGUAAUGAACCUGGGCUGAAAGAAGAUACAACUCAGGAAUACUGUGCCAGAGGAAGGAAGAGCUGGCCAAACACAGGCUAGGUUAUUGUCCUUAAGAGUUAAGAACACUUCUGGGUUAGCCCUUUCAUUAUUCCCUCGUGAAGCAUGUGAGUAGAAGCUUCUAACAUUGGUGAUAUUAAGAGAAAGAUGACAUGGGUUCUGAUCUUAGUUCUAUCCAAGAUCUUCCUGCAAAAAGAACCAGGCCUGGCCGCACUGGCCAAAAUGGGGUGCGGAAAAGAAGUGUCUCACUCAAGCCUUCCUUUUCUCCUUAGCUAAGGCCCAAAACAUGGGAGACAAGGGAAUCUUUACUUGAACGAAAUAUUCUACAAUCUUGUGUUUUUGAAUUCUAAGCUCAUCCCCUAACUCCUGUGGAUCCUAAGUCAAAACAGAAACCUGUGCUCUAAAGAUGAUGAAUGGGAUCAGCAGCGUGAAGAAGUGGUGGGAGACGACUGUGUCCGGCCCCAGAAGAGCAUAGCUGGCCUUUAGUAAGACAGAACCACCUUACAGAAGGCAGUGAACGGGGCCAUCCUUCACAUGUUUAAAUGCAGCUGCUUUCGCAUCUGUAGAAGACGGACUGGAAAAGCUUUUGCAGCAGCAGCAGAAGCUCCAGACUUUGAUGCCAACUCCGCCAAUGGCAGAACCCAAUACCAGUGUCACACAGCCCUAGGAAGUUAUCAGACCUUUCCUUCCAGUUGACUUCACAAGGCAAAUAGCAUUCUAUUUUGGGACCAAACCAUUCCUACAAGUCUUGUCUACAUCUGUCAUGAUACCUGAGCAUAGCAGCCCCAGUGCCCGAUAGGAGUUCCCAUUGAGAUAGGCCGUAUUUUUCAGCAAGCCAGAAACUAGUAGCUGGGACUGAGUCACGUCCACAAUUUGUUAGCUAUGGGCUUCCUUGGCAGUGGGGCAGCAAGCCCUGUGUUUAGCUAAGGGGAAAGAAAAUGUGAGCUUCCAGUUUCCCCUUGAGUGAAAGGAAGAAGAAGGUGGGGCGUCCUCUUUCUAGUUCUGGCUGACAGAACCCGUGUGAUGGAGCCUAUUUCUAGAUGGUGGAUGUGAGGGUUGGAAAAUUAGAAGAAAAUGGCAUAUUUUUGUUGUGGAAUAUUUCAGACAUUUGUAGAGGUACAGCAGUUUAACAAACUAUGUACCCAUCCCUAGUUUCAACCAGCUUGUAGCCAGGAAGACUGAAAUUUCUGAUGCUUUGAAAGAUGAGGGCAGCCUAGUCACUACUUUUCAUAAACUAAUUUUAUAACUAGUUUGCCCCUUGAAGGGUUGUAAGCAGUUAUUCUUAGGCUCUGUGGUUAUUUUUUACCACAGCACUUGGGCUGGCUAGUAGCAAGUCAUCCAUUUCCCAUUCUCAGUCUAGUGUUGGUUAAGGGCUGCUCUCCCCCAACACAGGAAGUGAAUGGAAAAUGAUCGCCUCUCUCCUCUGUACAGCUUUAAUUUUGCAGUUCCCUGAAGGAACAGGUUUUCUAGUCCCUUCUGGUAGAACAUGCACACAUUUCCUUUUUUAAAGGACCCAGAUGACAGGAGGACAGCCUGUGACUUCCGUGGUGCAGAGGGGGCAGGCUGAAAGACAAGUUGCUCAAACUGCUCCAAGGAGGUUUUUUGAAGGUGGCAGCUAUGCACCAAGCACACAACAUAGACCGAUAGGAGUAUUGGAGAAGUCAGGGGUGAGUUAGGGAGUGAGAGGGAAGUGGUCACAGAAGGCAACAUGAACAGCAGCCAGGCUGGCAGCCACCUUGGCUGCAGGUUCACAGGCUGCACCCACAAGACUGCUGGGGCUCUAGGCUUUCCCUUUAUUUAAAGGGCAAGCUUAAGAUAACAGGAAGUUUUUGCUAAACCAGUUUAUAAAAGACAAGAUUUACAGAUCUGCUUAGCUGGGGCAUCAGAGCUGAUAUAUCUUUAGUCAGGUUUACAUUUAACACCUGCUGCUGGUUCCCCCAGGAAACUAAUCAAGUAGUAAAAUGCACUAAAAAAGUCCAAGUCUGCUCUUCCUGAUUCUGUCUGGAUUUUAGCUUAAGAGCUGUUUGAAGGUGUUCAGCAAUCGUGUAGAGGUCAGCUCAGAGACCAGAGGCACACCACAAAUAAUCCCAGGCCUAGCAACAUUUCCUGGGGGCUGUGCCCUACUUCAACUACACAAAACAUUAGAAAUACACUCGGCAUUUAUGAAUUAAACAUUUGUGACUUUGACAAUACCUGAGCCAUCUGAAUGUCCAAGUGUGAGGGCUUGUCACUUUACUGAAGCUCAGAUGUGGGCCCAGGGCUGCGAUGUCCAGGUCAUUAGCUAGUAGGUUCGGCCACUCCCCAGACUUGCAUUUCCUCACCCAGUGUGACAGUCUUCCUAUAAGCACAAUAACUUGUAAAAUCAUAGGAUAUUGGGGGGGAGGGGUAGUGGAGCCAGAGGAUAGAAAUAACCCAGAUGAACUGUUUGUGAGGGAAGGGAAACGCAUGCAGAAGGUCGUUUCUAGAAGAGGCUGGAUUUCAAGAAUAGAAUUUUGGUUCCAUGAUGUGAAGAAAACUACAGAAACCACUAGCUGGUGUGAAUUUAUAGUAAUAGUCCUAGUUUCCUGGGUAAGCCUUGUACAGAGGCUCCAGUGGAUGGAAAAGCUGCUCAUGUGAAAGUUGGAGAGGUGAUUGAGAGACGGUGCGGACAUAUAGAGGACAUGAGAUUCAAUGGAAAUGUGAUCUGGGAGAAAGGGGGGAAGCUGACACUAGAGGACAAGUUGGGGAUUUUUGAAAGUCCAAAGACAAAUCCUCACAAAUAUCUAAGAUGCAAAAUUGAAAAUUUAAAAAUCAGAAGACAUGCUUACAAGCCAGGUUGAACAUUUCAGUAUCUGAGGACAUUCUACAUGGCUACACAGGAUGGGGCUCACCUGAUUUUAAGGGGCUUUCUUUACAAACUCUUCUUUUUUAAAGUUCCUUAUUGUUUAAAGUAUUACAUGAGUCUCUUGUUUUUCCCCAAUUGACCUCUCCCCCCGCCAUCCUCAAGCCCUCACCCCCCCCCCCCACCAUCUGUGUCCAUUGGUUUUGCUCAUAUGCACGCAUACAAGUUAAGCUACAAUUACUGAAUUCACUAUUGAGAAAUCCUAGCUGAGCCCUCCAAAGUGGCCAGAGCUGCACACCUGUGCAUACAAAAAACUGCAGAAACUGAACUCUGGAACCCAAGACAAGGGCCCUGACGAGAUGAAGACAACAGGUUGUCUUUCAUUGCCUCCCACACAUUCUUUGGGAGGUGACAAGCAGCACAUAAACCUAAGCUGACAUUUGAAUCACUUGCUGGAUCUUAAUAUUUUGAGAAAAGCUAGUUGCUACUUAUCUUGAGAUAACAUAUUGGUUAGCAGCAAAGGAGACAUUUUAAAACACAGUACUAAAUAAAGAGCACAGAAUCUGAACACUCGGGUAGUGAUAGUUCACAUGGAGACCACUUAUUGAGCAAUGUGCUUUCUGACUAAUUUACUAAGUUUCUAGUAGAGCAGCAGUGCUAUUUUGAGAGUAAAUAUGGCCCUUACCUUCUAGGAGCUCUUGGUCUAUUCAUGGAGGCAGAUAGGUUAAAAAAACAAAGUAUGUCUUUGAGCCUUCAAAAAUACUCUAGAACAGUGGUUCUCAACCUUCCUAAUGCCGCAACCCUUCAAUACGUCAUGUUGUGGUGACCCCCAACCAUAAAAUUAUUUUCAUUGCUACUUCAUAACUAAUUUUGCUACUGUUAUGAAUCGUAAUGUAAAUAUCUGAUAUGCUAUAUGUGUUUUCCAAUGGUCGCGACCCACAGGUUGAGAACCGCUGCUCUAGAAGGAGAUCCAAAAUUAUUUUGAUCCUUUGCAACAGCACUGGAGUAAUAUAUGCAAUGUCACAGUAUGAUUACUGUAAAUUUUGGCAUACUUGUUUUGGUUGGAGGAAGGCAUCACUGAACUUUAAAUCAUACUUUAGCAGCAGAAGGCAAACAGGCUACCUUCUUUCCUUCCACUAAUAUCUACUUUUCAACAGUUUAAAGGUUCUUCUAUUGUCAAAUGUUUUCAAAACGUUUGAAUCUACCUUUCCCCCCAGAUUUUGGAAGUAGAGAAAUAACAGUGGUACAUAUAAACUUCUAGGCUUAAGCAAACUUCAUUUCUUUCCAUAUACAUUACUUGGCCCACUCACUAGAGGCAUUUAAUGUGGGCCUUGUUUGGUAUCCUGUAUGAUUUCAGGAGGGUAUGUGUGUGUGUUGGGGUGGGUGGGGGGAGGCCUAAAAAGCAACACCUCUACACCCUGCAGGAAUGGUAGUGUCUUCACCAGGGCGGUUUCUAGGCAAACAAGAUUCCUAUUCCUUGGAGCUCAGCUAGUCCUUCAGGAAUCUCAGUCCCAACCUUUGCUUAGUCUCGGCCAUUGAACUCAAGUCAAAUCUAAGCAAAAUAUAGUCCAUAAUAUUUUCAUAGUAAUAUUAAGGGAUUAUCUGCUUUUUUUCACCAUCAUUCUGUCAUGAGCAUGCAGAAUUUUCCAGACGACAUGUGAUACUGUGACAAUGAGAAUCUUCUAUCAAGCCUCAUGUUUAAGAGAUUUGCAAAUAUGUAGAAUGAUGUCACUCAUUAAAAUGUGUUUUGAUUUGGAA